AGGUUGUGCAGUACCGUGAGCAGAGUGACCUCGCUUUCAUGCUGCUUGUCAAGUCUCAGCACCUGUAUGAGCCUCUUGACAUUGACGAGCUGAUGCGGUACUCACUUACCCCAGUCCCUCACAGCCUCGGCACGGCAGACGGGUACUUCAAUAAAACCAAUAAGGCUGCAAUGUUUCAUUACUUGAUGGAAGAUGCUCCUGAGGAUGUGCCUUAUCCAAAAGAUGCGCUCUACAUCCAGGAUGGCAACGCACUUUUGCAUGCCCUAACAAACCUGCCCCCAACAUUCCGUGAUAUUUGCCUCCAGGUGCUUGAUCAGAUGGUGGCUAAGAAUAACUUUAUCUUCUCUACCGAUUCAUACCAAGCUGACUCCAUCAAGGCUCAGGAGAGAUUGCGCCGCGGCUUCUCCCAGCGGUACAUUAUAGAUGGGCCAGCAACAAGAAAGCCAAGUGACUUUAGACUGUUCUUGACAAACGAAGAUAACAAGACACAGCUCUGUCAUCUACUACUCCGUGUGUGGGGGAGCAAGGCAGCGGCAUCUCGGCUUGAAAGAAGUAGGACUGCAGUGGUAGUGGUGGAAGGCAGGGCGUAUCAGCUGGACUCAUCAGAUGGCGAUGUGAGUAUACAUAAAUUCAUAUCAUAAACAUGUAAGCCUUUUCUCCACCAACACUCAGCACUAUAAUAUAUAAUAAAAACUCGCACAAUGCUA
Molecule: messenger RNA, 707 nt
Organism: Priapulus caudatus
Lineage: Eukaryota; Metazoa; Priapulida; Priapulimorpha; Priapulimorphida; Priapulidae
Source: RefSeq, a predicted model, not a curated record